GAGGCGCAGUCGGCCGCGGAGCUGAAGAAGAGCAAGCGGCGGAGCCUCAAUCAGCUGCUGCGUCGCAGCACCAACAAGAUCACGGGCCACAAGGACCGGAAGGACACCAUCGACAAGGCCAAUAAGGCCGACGACGACGACAACGACGACGAUGGUGAAGAUAAUGAAGGUGAGGCGACGGAUUUGGGCGAUGAGGGCAGCGGCAUCUACGCCAUUCCGGCGUCCAUCUACACGAAGGUGACCAACCGGCGACGUUCGGUCUACCACUACAACCUGGACUCGAUCCGGGAGAUGAUCCAUCAGCACCACCAGCACCAGCACCACACGACGACCAAGUCCGAUGGCGACCACGACCAACCGCAGCCGGCCCUCCCCGAAGAGAACGAAGCGCGCGAUGGCGGAAAGAGCGAAGGAAAGAACGAAGGAAAGAACGAAGACGGAAAGGGGGAGGGGGAGGGUGAUGACGUCAUGCAGGGGAUCGAGCCGCCGGUCAAGAUCGUGUUCACUGCGCCGUCGUCCCCGCCGGUCCCCACGCUCAACCUCAACCAGGACGAGGGCUUCCUGUCGCCCGACGCGCCCAAGGCCACGCCGCUGCUGCCGCCGCCGUGCCACGUCAGCGUCAGCUCGACCGCGACCUCGGCCUUCGCCUCGUCGUCGCCGUCGCCGUCGACCAAGACAGCGACAACGACGACAGAGAGCGAAGCGGCGGCGGCGAGGAAUUGGCGGCGCACGGUGCACGACAAGCGGGACAAGAUGCUGCGGAUGCGGGUGAUGGACAGCAAGUUCGCGGGGCAGGCCAAGAACGUCAAGCGGGCCUUCCUCUGGUGCGAGGAGAACGUCGCGCCGGUCACGCUCGUCAAGGUCGUCAAGGCGCAGGCCUUCGCCAAGCGCUUCCUCGCCCGACGACUGCGCAAGCGUUUGCAGAUUGCGAACGAGCUGUUGGUGACCGAGAAGCACUACGUCGACAUCCUCGAUCUCCUCGUCAAGAGCCCCCACCUUCCCUGCACCGUGCUCGUUGUGUUUUAA
Acanthamoeba castellanii str. Neff is the source of this 1026-nucleotide messenger RNA. RefSeq lists its product as uncharacterized. Lineage: Eukaryota; Discosea; Longamoebia; Acanthamoebidae. The record is from RefSeq and is a predicted model, not a curated record. The transcript has 3 exons. The annotation marks the transcript as partial.